Molecule: messenger RNA, 1211 nt
Organism: Oryza brachyantha (malo sina)
Lineage: Eukaryota; Viridiplantae; Streptophyta; Magnoliopsida; Poales; Poaceae
Product: gibberellin 2-beta-dioxygenase 3
Exons: 3
Coding region: 1-1083 (360 amino acids)
Biological process (GO): response to light stimulus; gibberellin catabolic process
Source: RefSeq, a predicted model, not a curated record
AUGGUGGUGCUCGCGAAGUCGCCGGCGCCACUGGAGCAGAUCCCGCUGGUGAGGUCGCCGGAGCCCGGGGACUACUUCGCCGGCGUGCCGGCGGUCGACCUCUCGGCGCCCGGCGCCGCGAGGGACGCCGUGCGGGCGUGCGAGAGGUAUGGGUUCUUUAAGGCGGUGAACCAUGGGGUGCACGACGGCGUGGUGAGUCGGCUGGAGGCGGAGGCCGUGCGGUUCUUCGCGUCGCCGCAGGCGGAGAAGGACGCGCGCGGCCCGGCCUCCCCGUUCGGGUACGGGAACAAGCGCAUCGGCCGCAAUGGCGACAUGGGGUGGCUCGAGUACCUCCUCCUCGCGAUCGACGGCGCCGCCCUCUCCGAUGCCUCCCCUGCGCCGUCGUCCUCGCUCCGGGACGCGGCGAACGAGUACGUGGGCGCCAUGCGUGGGAUGGCGAGGACGGUGCUGGAGAUGGUGGCGGAGGGGCUCGGCGUGUCGCCGCGGGGCGUGCUCGCCGACAUGGUCACCGACGCGGCGAGCGACCAGCUGCUCCGGCUGAACCACUACCCGCCAUGCCCGCUGCUGCAGAGCCUCAUGCCCAACUGCAGCCCGACCGGCUUCGGCGCGCACACCGACCCACAGAUCAUCUCCAUCCUCCACUCCAACGGCACGUCCGGCCUCCAGGUCGCCCUCCACAACGACGCCGCCGACGACGACGCCCCCCACUGGGUCUCCGUCCCUCCCGACCCCUCCUCCUUCCUCGUCAUCGUCGGCGACUCCCUGCAGGUGAUGACGAACGGGAGGCUGAGGAGCGUGCGGCACAGGGUGGUGGCGAACACGCUGAAGUCGAGGGUGUCAAUGAUCUACUUUGGAGGGCCACCAUUGGAGCAGCGGAUUGCACCGCUGCGGCAGCUGCUGGGCGCGGCCGGCGGCGGGGACGGCGAGGAGCAGAGCCGGUACGAGGCGUUCACAUGGGGGCAGUACAAGAAGGCUGCCUACCUCUCACGCCUCGGCGACGACCGCCUGGCCCCCUUCCACCGGCAGCAGCCACCACCUGUCGCCAUGCCACAGGUCCAGAGCUCCAGCUACCCUCCUCCCUGACACCGGUGACACUGCACUGCGCCACUGGACGACGAAGCUACUGAUUAGCCAACACACCAAGCACGCAAUCAAUUCCACCCAUCGCUCGAUUCGAUCCAGCCAUGAUAUGAUCCACCCCCGCCCCCCCC